AAAAUUAAUAAUAGCAGAAUUGGAGUUAGAAAGCACAACUGUUUCUCCGACCGACCUUCCCUAACUAUGGCGGUUACAUUUCCUCCGGCCAUGGCGGUGCUCGCCGCGCCGGCCACCGGAACCAGCAGUAGCCGGGGAAUCUUUCCCCUUUCACCGCGCUUCACUCGCCGACCAAAUUUUCGACGGAAAAUUCUCCAGAAACAUCCGGCGCUGCGUGUGGCGACUCCUUCCUCGUCGAUUCCGGCCGCCGACGUCUCCGAGGAAGUUUCUUCUUCUAGUAUUGAGAGCUCCAUCGAUUUUGAAGAAAUCCGGCCGCCGUCCGACGAGAAGUUCUCGUGGAGAGAUCAUUGGUACCCCGUAUCGCUUGUGGAGGACCUCGAUCCGCGGUAUCCGACGCCGUUUCAGCUGCUUAAUCGAGAUUUGGUUCUGUGGUUUGAUAAGAAUGCUUCGGAAUGGGUUGCUUUUGAUGAUCAGUGUCCCCACCGACUCGCUCCUUUAUCGGAAGGGAGACUUGAUGAAAAUGGGCAUUUGCAGUGUUCAUAUCAUGGAUGGUCUUUCGAUGGAUGUGGGUCAUGCACUCGGAUCCCUCAAGCAGCAUCGGAAGGGCCUGAGGCCCGUGCUGUUAAGUCUCCGAGAGCAUGUGCUAAGAGGUUCCCGGCCAUGGUCUCACAGGGUCUGCUCUUUGUUUGGCCUGAUGAGAAUGGCUGGGAAAGAGCUCAAGCCACUAAGCCACCAAGGUUGCCGGAAGAUUUUGAUAAGCCAGAGUUUUCUUCAGUGACGAUUCAGCGUGAUUUGUAUUACGGCUACGAUACUCUCAUGGAGAAUGUAUCAGAUCCAUCCCACAUCGAUUUUGCACACCACAAGGUUACUGGCAGGAGAGAGAGAGCAAAGCCUUUACCGUUCAAGAUGGAGUCGAGUGGACAUUGGGGCUUUGCUGGUGCAAACGAAGGCAAUCCUAAAAUCAGCGCGGAGUUUGUUGCCCCUUGCUACUAUAUGAACAAGAUUGAGAUCGAUACAAAGCUUCCGUUUGUAGGCGACCAAAAAUGGGUCAUAUGGAUUUGUUCCUUCAACAUCCCAAUGGCCCCGGGGAAGACACGCUCAAUUGUUUGCAGCGCCCGGAACUUCUUCCAGUUCACCAUGCCGGGUCCUGCGUGGUGGCAGGUGAUUCCUCGAUGGCACGAGCAUUGGACAUCCAACAAAGUAUACGACGGGGACAUGAUAGUCCUCCAAGGCCAGGAGAAGAUAUUCCUUUCCCAGUCCCAGGACGGCUCCGGCGACAUCAACAAGGAUUACACCAAAAUAACCUUCACACCCACACAAGCCGAUCGCUUCGUCCUAGCAUUCCGAAACUGGCUGAGGCGACACGGAAACAGCCAGCCUGAAUGGUUCGGUAACACCGGCCAACAACCUUUGCCGUCCACCGUACUCUCCAAACGACAGAUGCUGGACAGAUACGAGCAGCACACGCUCAAGUGCUCGUCGUGCAGAAAUGCUCACGGCGCGUUCGAAACGGCGCAGAAGGCCCUAAUCGGUGCGGCGGUAGCGUGCGUGGCGGCUGCAGGUAUUCCUCCUGAAUCAAUGCUGCAGCUAAGAGUUGUUCUUGGGGCUGCAGCAAUACUCAGUGCUGCAUUUGCCUAUCUUCUCAAUCAGUUGCAAAAGAACUUUGUUUUUGUUGAUUAUGUCCACGCUGAUAUUGAUUGAUUCACAUUUCCCAAAUAUUUUCUACAAAAAUUGGGUGAUUACAGUAAAAUAGGAUAGUGUUUGUAUCAAUUAUUGUCAAUUUUUACUGUAGAUUUAUUCCUAUCUUGAUAUGCAUUUUGUUGGCAUAAUGGACUUUGGACUAUUAUUGCUGUAUA
Molecule: messenger RNA, 1856 nt
Organism: Andrographis paniculata
Lineage: Eukaryota; Viridiplantae; Streptophyta; Magnoliopsida; Lamiales; Acanthaceae
Product: pheophorbide a oxygenase, chloroplastic
Exons: 7
Coding region: 67-1701 (544 amino acids)
Cellular component (GO): chloroplast thylakoid
Molecular function (GO): 2 iron, 2 sulfur cluster binding; pheophorbide a oxygenase activity; chlorophyllide a oxygenase activity
Source: RefSeq, a predicted model, not a curated record